AUGAACUCUGUAUUCUUCACCGUACUCGCCACGAUUGCUGGGGCAAAUGCUGUAUCAUUACGAGAUAUACUAUCGAAUCAUCAGAUAGUGACACUUCUCGCUGCGAACUCUGUUGUCGAAGCAACACUCGGCUUAAAAGGGAACGGGAUUAACAAGAAAGUUUUGUCAACUGCAGCUCUUAUAAUCAAAAGCGAUAUGAUUGCGGCUGGUUGUUACGAUGAUGAGUCUUUGCAUUUUGCAUCGUGUUUCGCGACCGUCUGUCUUGGCACAUUCCUGCAUCUGUUCAACUCAGAGAUUCAUAUAUCGAAUGCCCACUUAUCGUUCGACGAUGCAGUAAAUAGUACCGAAAAGGUUGCGACCGGAAAGAAGCAAUCUCAGAACAGAGUCAAUAUUUUGGGAAUGCAGAAGGUCGUUUACACUGCCGACGAUUGCUUAAAUACAGAGGACAACCAAACUACCCAAUAAUCAUUGGAUUGUAC
Sphaeroforma arctica JP610 is the source of this 479-nucleotide messenger RNA. RefSeq lists its product as hypothetical. Bases 1 to 465 code for a protein of 154 amino acids. NCBI's taxonomy places the organism in Eukaryota, Ichthyosporea, Ichthyophonida. The record is from RefSeq and is a predicted model, not a curated record. The transcript has a single exon.